AGCAGCGGACUCAGGUGCAAGCAAUCAUUUCGAGGGGGAAGGAGAGAAAUAGCGACAGAAGCUCCAGCCGCACCAUAGUCAUUAGGACUCUCCUGUCAAGCAGUUCAUCAUAGCGGCCGAUAAGGAUGCGUGUAGGUGAGAAAGAUUGCUCUAUUGCUUUAACAAAGAAUUAGAGAAAGUAGUCAUUUUAUACGUGCUCCGUGGCUUAUAGACGAAGGGAAUGGAUAGCCGGAAAUAUUCUGGGAUGUUACAAAAUCAGAAGGACUUUCUGUACAGCGUGGCGAUGCACGACAGGAAAUUAACUCCAAAAAGAAUGCUUUCUCUCAAACUGCUGCAACAGCAUUGAAAAUUUUUCUUUUCUAGUAUCUGAAAUUCCUCCUGAAGACACAGCAAGGACUAUCAGAAACAUCGGAGAGAUUAUGGUACUUUCAAAGAGACUUAAAGCAAAUGCCAGCAUAAUAGCUGAAUGACCUUGGAGAUCAUUUUGUGUGGAUUCAUUAAUUCUCACUGCCAGUCUUCUAGUCUCAGGAACUCUAGGAUUAAAGAUGGUUUUAACAUUUUAGAGGCCUUUCAAAAAGCGAGAUUGUAUACAAUUAAUUACCUACCUAAUGAUUCCUGAACUAAUCAAGCAUUUACUUAAAACUGAACACAGAAGAUGCUUUCUUUUAACGUUUGCUUUCUCCAUAACUGCGAAUAAAAUGAACAAGGUAAUGUCCUGCAAUUAGAAGAACAUUUUUUUAAAGAAACUAUUUAUUUUGCUGAUCAUCUCAUAAAUAUAGCAACCCUAAAACUACAUAGAAGAUGAAGCUGAAUAACAGAAUAAUGGAGUAGUAAACAAUGGCAGCUUUUCUAGUCAAAUCAGCAUUUCAUUAGCUUCACGGCAGAAUGCAGAUGGAAGUUUCUGUUCUCGUUGUAUGGGGGUUUGUGAAAUGGUUCAGGUGUUGCUACAGAGCUAAGGUGUGCCAGAGGUGAUGCACUGAUGCUGAGGAGGCAUCAACAGCUAUGGGACUGUAAUCCUCUCAAAUGUAAGCACUGGCAGUGUCUACAAAGGGAGAUCGUGAGACGCUGAAGCAGAGUUUAGCUGCUGUUAAGCAGGUCAUCUGCUCACUAAGGCUCAGAUUGCAGUGUUCCCUUAUCACAAAACAUGAACCAGUCCCGAUGGAUUGAAUGGAGGACUCUGAAUAUGAGCAGUAGUGUUAUGAACGUAUCUGAGCAUCUCUCCUGCCCUCUUGGAUUUGGUCACUACAAUGCAGUUGACAUCUGUAUCCUUGAGACAGUUGUUAUUGUCCUGCUAACAUUUUUAAUUAUUGCGGGUAACUUAACUGUGGUAUUUGUUUUUCACUGUGCUCCACUUCUGCAUCAUUAUACCACCAGCUAUUUUAUUCAGACCAUGGCCUAUGCUGAUCUUUUUGUUGGAGUUAGCUGCUUGGUUCCUACUUUGUCACUGCUCCACUACUCGACAGGUGUCCACGAGUCUUUGACUUGUCAAGUUUUUGGAUAUAUCAUCUCUGUGCUAAAAAGCGUAUCUAUGGCAUGUCUUGCUUGCAUCAGUGUGGAUCGCUAUCUUGCUAUAACAAAGCCUCUCUCCUAUAAUCAGCUGGUCACACCUUGUCGCUUGAGAAUCUGCAUCAUUUUGAUCUGGAUAUACUCUUGUCUGAUCUUCUUGCCUUCCUUUUUUGGAUGGGGAAAACCUGGUUACCAUGGAGAUAUUUUUGAGUGGUGUGCUACCUCCUGGCUAACUAAUGCCUAUUUUACUGGCUUUAUUGUGUGCUUACUAUACGCUCCUGCUGCCUUUGUCAUAUGUUUCACAUAUUUCCACAUCUUUAAAAUUUGCCGGCAGCACACCAAAGAGAUAAAUGAUCGGAGAGCUCGAUUUCCUAGCCACGAAGUGGAUGCUGCUGGGGAGACAGGGCACAGCCCUGAUCGCCGCUAUGCCAUGGUUUUGUUUCGGAUAACCAGUGUGUUCUACAUGCUGUGGCUCCCCUAUAUCAUAUACUUUCUGCUGGAGAGCUCUAGGGUGUUGGAAAACCCAGCACUUUCCUUCUUAACAACAUGGCUUGCUAUAAGCAAUAGUUUCUGCAACUGUGUAAUAUAUAGCCUCUCCAACAGCGUUUUCAGGCUGGGACUGCGGAGACUGUCAGAGACAAUAUGUUCAUCCUGUAUGUGUUUAAAAGACAGGGAUGUACGGGACCCUAAACCAAGAAAACGGGCUAAUUCCUGCUCCAUUUAGAGAAAACUGGCGCAUGUAAUGAAACGCGGAGUUUUGAUAGUAUUUGCUGUGUCUGGAAACUUGCCAGCAGAGAAGUGUUUACUUGAAUAGCUUUCUAUGAUGUUAGAGAGAGUUUAAAAGUGAUUGAGUGAUUGCGGAAAAGGAAGAGGCUGCUGUAAGAGGGCUCGCUGAACUUGAAUAUAGCUCUUGCGAGAUUGUGAGGAGAGCAAUUCGACAAGAGACGAUGAAGAAAGUCAGAACUAAAAAUCUUCCAAAGGGUAUGAAGUAACUACCACAUCAGAGGAGGUUCCUCAUAAAAUAAAUUAGUUACUACCUUGUAUUUUCCCCCUUGUAGAAAAGUUGUCUUACUAUCUUUGUGUCAGAAUAUACUGUAGCCUUCUGAAUUUAAAUAUAUUUAAGAGGAAACAAUCAACAAGACAGUAAGUGGCUAUCCGUAAAUUAUAUACCUGAGGACUGUAGUAGAUAUUGCAGAUUAAUAAUCAGCUCUAUCUCUGCUCGCAUCUUGUACAAUUUUCAGUUGUACAAACAAUCCGCAAUGCAUAAAACCUACACUGGGCAUGACGCUUUUGGAUAAAAUGGCGCAUUUUGGUACAACUUUUACAGAAGCUCUCCUUCUCAUUUCCCCUUUUUUUCCAUACUGUGCAUCCCUAGAUUCCAUCGUGUUCAAGUGGUUUAGUUUGAGGGCACCUAUGAGGUAAACUUGAGUUUCAAACCAUUCUCCCUGCAGAAAGCAAUAACCCUUCCUGGCUCGCUGACUAACUGCAGCUGCCCAUGUACAAUGACUUAUUCAGUCUUUCAUUCUCUUGAUCCUGUUAAAUUAGCACACAGUAUUGAUGUAGUGUCCUUUAGGGUGUACUAAAGCUUUUCCUUUAUUGGCUACACAGAUAAUCCUAAUGCAAAUAUGAUAAUCGCUCACAGCAGUGUGCAUCACUGCUUAGAAAAUUAAAACUAACUAACCCUUUACUUUGGGAAGUCUAAAUAGCUUACUGUUGUAGCUGUCAGUCUGUUGUGUGAACCUAGCUUGCACAUACUGUAUUUUUUUUAGAGAAAACGUAAAUUGUGGUCUGUGCCUAAUGUUUUCAUAGCACAUGGAAUAGGUCAAUGCUACAGGAUUAAAAAACUACACUUGCUUUAAGAGACAUACUUCCAUGCAGUUGUUGAAUAGCUGCAUGUUAGACAAGUGUUCUUGGAAAAGGUGAACAAGACAGUUUAGUAUUAAAUGCAGGCAAAGAGCUUCAGUAUAUUUCCUUUCGUACUGAACGGAUUUUCAGGUCCACUGAUUCAAUCUUUUUUAUUUUGCAAGGGUGCACAUUAGGUUUGUGUAAUAAAUUGCCAGGGGUUCAGAUGCAUGCCAAUUGAUAAAAUAUUUAAAUUAUUAUUUUGAACCAAAUAUAGUUUUCUUAGAUGGUUAUUGGCUUUUUUAAAAGGCCCAAUUAUUGAUUAUUGGUGCCUUUUAACACUGCACUAUUCUUCCUUCUUACACCAAAAUGCAUAUGUAGAGAUUGUGCCUAUUACUUUUUGUAAUGGAAGCCAACCACGCUUGCACACUUGUGGUUUGAUUCUAGAGCUCCCUUAAUUAUGUAUUCUUUGUUAUGUUGAGGUGGUUCUGAACCCCUGUACAUUUUUUUUUAAACGUGUAAGAAAGUUGAAACAAUGGAAUAAAGUAGUAUUAUGUAUAUCAAAACCAGCCUUGGCGUUAGUUCCCUGAUGUUACGCUCUGUUCUCUGUGAAAGUUCUUUUGGGUUAGCACUCAAGAGUGAACAAGUUAAUAUUCAGUGCUUACUUGCCAUCUUAAAUGUUUAUAUACUAGUUUCUAGCAUUGCACAAUCUUUAAAGCAGAUUGAAAUAUGACUUGAAACAUUCCUCUAGCUAAGCUGAGCUGUUGCUGACAAUUAGCCCUGAUAGAUAUGAAAAAAUGAGUAGUAUUCUUUGCACGUAUCUCUAAUGCUCCAUGUCUACAGGAAUGUGUCUGCUGCCUUCUUUUGAAAAGUUACUGUUUAGAAGGCUCUUUUUGGCUAACUGCUGCUCUCUAAGGCUGUGUAACCCCAUCUCUUCUUACAAACACGACUUGGAUUAAUUUUGUUUUGUUAUUUUGUCAUUGUUCCCUGCUUAGUAGGUCCUUAGCAUGGAAGACUUUGACAAGGAACAAUGAAAUAUCUAAUUUCUCACAACUCACAGGGCUGGUUUCAUACCAAUAAAGUAGUUUUAUACCUGUGCUCCAGAGCUGGCUGCUUACCGCUUCUGUUUUUUUUGUUGGUAUUUCUGGUAACAAGUUUCUAUGGGACCUUCUGAAAUUCAAGAAAAGUUCUAGAAAAUGCCUGAAGUUGAGCUGACCUUCUAUGUAACGCAGCCUGGAGACAGUAGAUGCAUUGUUAGCAUGGUACUGUAACUACAAAUAUGUAGAAAUACACAAGCUAACUCAUUUGUAUCUGUAGUGCCUUAGUUGAACCCUGCUUGUAUAACCUCAGCAAGUUGAUGUACAGCAACUUGAAGCUUUAUUGCCUGCAAAUGGUAGGUCAGAAAGAGAGCUUCACUUCAGUGGUUGCAGCACAACGUUUACUCACCAGCUCACCGGCUUCUUGCCCUAAAGGGCAGAGUUAGCAAUACUUUUCUCUCUACCAUCAUGUUGAGCUUGUGGAGUUGUCAGGUGGAACUGAAGAUUUCCUUUUUCCGCAGGCUGAGAAUGUAGUAGAAAUCCAAUACCCUGCAAACAAAUCAUAGGUUCCCAGGUUCUUCACCCUUUUUUGGGGGGGUUGUUUCUUAAACAUUGGCUUAUAUGUUGUUGGUGCAAGAACACUAAUUUUGCUUAUCUAGACCCUGAAUUUCAGUUGCUGUAAAGUCACACUAUGUCCUGUUCUCUGUACAUCUGAGUCUCCUGGUCUCCUGGAAUCUGUCAAAAAUCUUCAGCAGAGUUAAAUACUGGCAUUUCUUCUUGCUGUUUCCCAGAUGACAGGAUUUAACCUGGUGGUUGGUCACGUGAAUUUUUAAAUUUAGUAAGUGUGUUUCAUUUUUUGAAAGUGUUUUCUAAACUCACAAGUUACAAUUUUAUUUGAGGGAGGUUUGUUAUUGUUUUACGACUGCUGUCUGAGGAUUCCAGCUGGUGCUAAAUUCUCUUCCAAAAUUAUAAAGCUGGACAUUUUAAUGGAUUAAAAAAGUCCAAUAGAAAUUCCAGUCACCCAAUCUGUCAGUUUUGAUUUUCAAUCUGUCAUUAUGUAAAGUCUCAUGUUCUUCCUGAAAAUCUGAUUAAAGAAUGAGACUUUUAAAGCUGGCAUCUGGAGUACAUAUCCCACUUCCAUGUGCAUAAAGAUCUUUAUGAUUUAUGAAAUACCUAGUAAAUAGGUGACCAGAUGCUAACUAAAAAAAUCAAUACGAAAAAAUCAUUGUUGAUAAUACAGGUAAUAAUAAAAUCUCUCCAUAUACAGAUAUAUCAAGGGAGUUGUUAAAACUGUAG
Athene cunicularia (burrowing owl) is the source of this 5681-nucleotide messenger RNA. It is a transcript of the gene GPR52, whose product is annotated as G protein-coupled receptor 52. The coding region runs from base 1145 to 2230 and encodes 361 amino acids. Gene Ontology annotation, molecular function: G protein-coupled receptor activity. The transcript is spliced from 2 exons. Gene Ontology annotation, biological process: G protein-coupled receptor signaling pathway. Lineage: Eukaryota; Metazoa; Chordata; Aves; Strigiformes; Strigidae. The record is from RefSeq and is a predicted model, not a curated record. Gene Ontology annotation, cellular component: membrane.